AUGCCAUCAUUGCAUGUGAGGUCUUCAUGGAGGAUGCCACCUAUGGCAGCUUGUAUGAUCAGCAUUGAGAAAAGUUUGCAAUUGCCGUCACGAACCGUCUUACAUUUUGAAGUUGAUAAAUUUGCAGAGGAUGUGUUAAAGCAAUUCCCGUUCUACGAUGACCUUGAUGAGUUAUGGCGCGAUAACCCAUCAUAUGCCCCUAAAGCAUUCUCAUCGGAUCCCAAAGCCAAUCACUCUGACUGCCUGCAGUUGAUGGUGCAUACAAAAAGUGCUCCAGCUUCCACAUCUGUGGGCAGUAGCUGCCCACCUGCUGACAACAAAAAUCUUUAUGCCAAUACCAACACUGUCAAUGACCCAGAGCCCUCACGAUGUCUCCCUCCUGCUUAUACCAAUCCUCCCCAGCAGCUCCCGCAACCUCCGUCAUUUAACUCGAACGAUGACGAAUUUGAUUACAACAUGGUGGACAACAUGGUGGACAACAAUCAUAUAUAUCCGGACGACACGGGUGAUGGUGAGAUGGAUCCGGGUGAUGGCAAGAUGGAUGCAGACUAUGGCGAGAUGGACAUGGGCAAUGGCCUUGAGGGUGAUUAUGAGAUGGAGGCAUUGGAAACUGAAACUGCUGGCAGGAAUCGCGCUGACAAGCGCCCACGCCCAUUUUCUCCUUCACCACCACCUCAAGCUAAUAUUUCACAACUUGCGACACCACACACCCCACUGUAUGACACGCAAGCAUCGUUCACUACCCAUGCGGACCGUGCAGUAAAUCGCACGCCUCUUUCCAAGUCACAUUGCCCCUCCCCUUCUGUUGCACCUUCAAUCGUCAGUUCAUCUACACGAUCCUGCUCGUCAUCUGGACAGUCUGGAUCUGUUCAAAUGCGCACACCGUCAUCGAAUACAUCAUUCUCUACCAAGGCAAAGGGUGUCAAACAUGUGCGAUCCGAUAUCACAGAUGUUCGCAACAAGGUAAAGUUACUUGCCCAAGGGGUGGUAGCUGAGCACUACAGUGCAAAAUCGUCUGAGAAGAUGAUGAAGCUGCAAAUCCAUCAAAAGGAACGCGACCAGAUGUUUGCUUUUGGGGAUCAAUUGAUGCAACAGUCAAACAGUUCACUUGAUCAUCAGCGCACGCUAGAAUCGAAGAAUGCCGAUAUCUGUCUCGAGCAAGCAAAAGCUCAAACCCAUACUUUGGAGAUGGAAUUCAUUCGCCUCAAGCUCCAGCUGGGGGAGCAGCAGCUAAAGCUCCAGCAGCAGCAGCUCAAGCUCGCUGCCGGAUCGUCGUCAUUGCAUGCUUCAUAA
Suillus discolor is the source of this 1293-nucleotide messenger RNA. RefSeq lists its product as uncharacterized. Lineage: Eukaryota; Fungi; Basidiomycota; Agaricomycetes; Boletales; Suillaceae. The transcript is spliced from 2 exons. Bases 1 to 1293 code for a protein of 430 amino acids. The record is from RefSeq and is a predicted model, not a curated record.